AUGGACCAAAUAUUUGUUGUUCUGCUUCUCGGCGAGACAGGGUCGGGUAAAAGUACAUUUGCCAGAUUGUUGACCGGUGACCCAUCCAUCCGAGUUUCUCACGGCCUCGAAUCAGGUACAGAUCAUAUCUCCAUCUAUGAAACCAGCCUGAGGGACUGGGCGUGCACCGUUAUCGACACUCCAGGCCUCAACGAUGACUAUUCAUCAAAUAUGAACAUCUUCCAACAUGCACUACAACUCCUCAAGUCGCCAUAUUAUCCCCAAGGCAACGAAACAUUCAUAUUCUACUUUCAUCAAAUCAUCCAGCCACGAUUCCCGCGGAGCGCUCAUACAAAUUUGCUCAUGUUCUCCGACUUAUUCAAAGGUUCCCUGCAGAAUCUCGUCCUAGCAACCACGUUUUGGAGCUGCUUGAGUGGGACGGCAAACAUUCAACAAAUAGGGGAGAAGAGAGAAGAAGAACUGGUGAGCACGGAUAAGUUCUGGGGCUCCAUGGUCCGACAGGGUGCUCAGAUCCGGCGGAUCCCAGACACCAGACAAGGAUGCCUGUCGUUAGUUCUCGAUAUCAUAGCCCACAGCAGGUCUCGGCCUUCACGCUCCGAGGCUCCUAUCGAGCCAUCAAUUGUACCUUCAGAACAAAGAGCUUGCGCGGCGGAAGACAUCGAAAGAGUCCGGACAGAGCACGAGCGUCAGAAGCAGGAAUGCAUUGAACAAUUCGAAGCAUACAUCGCUGAGGACCUCCAACGGCGCCUGACACUAGAGAACGAACAACGCCGCCAGAGCGAACACCAGAUCCAGGCGGCACAAGAAGAGGACAUUGCCAUCUACCAAACACAGCUGCAAAACAUGGAUCGUGUCAUGGAGGAGGCGGCACAGAUUGAGUGCCGCCAGUCCGAACAGCUCGAGAUCCUCGAUCGUAAACUCACGGCCAUGAGCCAUCAGUCACGGAAUCAACAAGACCAGAAUCGAUGGGCGUUUUGGCGGCAACACUGUGACAGAGUGAACAAAGAAUUGGCUCUUCUACAGGCCGCGCGAAAUGCCAACCCGAAUCUCUAUCGAUUUAAUGCGCGAAUCGACACAAUUUGUUGUAACAACUGCUAUCUGCCGGUCAAGCAGAACGAGCGGUAUUACAGUUAG
Molecule: messenger RNA, 1134 nt
Organism: Cladophialophora bantiana CBS 173.52
Lineage: Eukaryota; Fungi; Ascomycota; Eurotiomycetes; Chaetothyriales; Herpotrichiellaceae
Exons: 2
Coding region: 1-1134 (377 amino acids)
Molecular function (GO): GTP binding
Source: RefSeq, a predicted model, not a curated record